CCCCAAUUUGGGGAACAUGGAUGUCAACACAGCAGUCCGAGUAUCGUAGACGCAGUCAUUAGAAUUUAUUUGGUCCUUCAGAGCUUUAACAUAAAUAUACUUUAUGUUUCUGUUUGGUCACUGUACAUUCAUUAUUAAGUGGUUAAAGCUGACAUUUUGUUACUACCAGUCAUGGAUGAUUUGGAAGAAUUUAGUGGAAACAAUUCUGUCAUUUCCAUAAUUUGCAUAAUGCCCCAUAGUGACAACCAGCCAUCACCUCUCAGCAACAGCCCUGAUACUAGUGACAAGCACCACAUCCUUUGUGGGGUUUGCCCGGACCCUCAAUGUCAGACAAAGUUACACUUUUUAUCCACCAGUUCAAGUGUGGAAUGCACAGGAUGUGGACAGAGACAUGACAAAUCAACUUUACUCAGCAUUAUGGAAGCACCAACUUCAGCUGGCACUUUCCAGAAUUUACUUCAAAGUCUUCUUAUGAGCACUGUUAAACCUCAUCGAGGUCCAGACAAUGUGAAGGUCCUGGGACUGUCAAACUAUAUGUGCAAACUGUUGUCGCCUGUGCUGAGUCGCUAUGGCAUGGAUCGUCAGACAGGCAGAGCAAAGCUGCUGACAGAAAUGGGUCAGGGUGAGAUAUUUGACUGUGGAAAUUUAUCUGACAGAGCCUUUCUCUUGGAUUCUGAGCACGUCAACAUCGAGGGCUUUGGCCGUGAUCCUUCUAGUGCUGCUUAUCUGGCAGACACUUUAGAGGCAGUAAAGAAAGUUAAUGAUGAUGAUGAACGAUUAAUCCCCAUAUAUGCUGAUGGGGAUGGUCAUUGUCUGGUGCAUGCAGUUUCUCGGGCGUUAGUUGGUCGGGAGUUGUUCUGGCAUGCUCUGCGCCUCAAUCUGAUGCACCACUUACAGGAUAACCUGGAAAAGUACGAACUGUUGUUUGAGAACUUUGUUGACAAGGAUGAGUGGAAAGAGAUUAUUGAGGAGUGUGACCCAAAUUUCAUGCCAAAAGACCAUGAACCAGCAGGCCUGAGAAAUAUUCAUAUAUUUGGUCUUGCCAAUGUUCUUAAAAGGCCUAUAAUCCUCUUGGAUACAUUGGGAGGAAUGCAAAGCAGUGGAGACUACUCUGGUGUGUUUUUACCUGCACUUGUGGAGCCUGAAAAGUGUUGUGGCAAGGAUGGAGUACUGAACAAGCCCAUCUGUGUAGCUUGGAGCAGUCAGGGUCGAAACCACUUCAUCUCUCUAGUUGGAGUGAAGGGGAAACCAUGUCCUCGCCUACCACGGUACAUGAUACAGAGGGCCUGGGGUGUCAGCUCCAGUAUGGUUGACAAAUACAUCCACUUUGAAGAUGACCAACUAUGUGCUAUUGGUGGUGAAAAGUGUCUGCAGGACCGUUACCUACAAAGACUUGUGACUGCCAUGGAGGAAGUAUUUUACAACCUGCAUGGAGUUCACCCUUCCCUUGUGGCAGAUGUGCACCAGUAUUCCUUCAAAUCACAAGGUAUUGAUGUUGGCAAGACAGAGAGAGCAGUCGAGGAGACCAAGCAGUUUGUACAAGAUGGACAACUCUUGCGAUGUUUGAUAUGCAAAGCGCUCACCCACUUUCCCAUGCCCAGGAAUGCAUUUGUGAAAGGUGGUGCUCUGUAUCAACUUGCCCUUGACACUCACCAUGAGCUGCUGCCCUCAGAGCUCUACAAGUUUCCUAAAUAUUAUGAUAUCACCUGCCAUUAUGACAAGGUCAAGGAUGAAUUGAUCCCAGACAUCAGUCAGUUGAGCUGCCCUUUUUGUCGAGGUCUACAAGUUCGGCCAGUGAAGGCUGAUGGCACUAUAGAGUAUAAGAAUGGCGACCGUACAAUCGUGCCUACUAACAGCAAGGCGGGGUGUGGCUGUGGUUUUAAACAUUACUGGGAUGGUCAGUUGUAUGACAACCAGCCUGAGCUGCUGACUGUGCCACUUGAGUGGAACAAUAAGAAGGUGGAGGAGAGAGUGGCAUGGUUUCAACAUGAAACUGACCCUCAACUGAACAGCAAUGUGUACCAAGUGGCUGAGAAUUUGGUUCAAAAACAUUUUCCAGGUGAGUUUGGUAGCGAGCGGCUAGUUCAACAGGUUGUGGACACAAUCCUACGCCAGACAGCUUCCUCGAAGACUGAUGAUGUGGAGAGUCCCCAUGUUGGGGCCCCCAAGUCAUGUGACCAUGGCUCUUGGACUGCAGAUGAGGAGUCCAAAAUUAUCCUUUCAGGGGCAGGAAUUCAGAAGAGAAGCCUUCACAAAGAAGAGCUCAAUAAAAGUGAAACUGAACAACAACUUCGACAUCGUGUGUCAGCAAAUGCUCCACUUCAGCAAACUCGUAGCAAGUCUGUGGAGAGUUCUACUGGUCCCAGCGGCAAAACCAGCCCUCAGACCAGUCCUCACAGGUCUGGUGCUGCUAAGGAGGCCAGAGGGUCCCCAGACUUGUCUGCUACUAGUUCUGCCAAGUCCACCCCUUCGGCUACACCUCCCUCCACCCCAAAGUCUACAGCACACGGGGGCAAAACUGUCCGUGUAACUUCCUCCACAGGACAAGCAGCCAUGCUGACAUUAAACAAGGAGCUCACAUUCUGGGAGCUGCAGCAGAAGCUGGAAGAAGCACUUGGGGUACCUCCACAUCGGCAGAAGCUACGAGUGGGAUUUCCACCUCGUGAAUUAAAGGCCCCUGCAGCUGGGGAAGAGGGACGUUUUGUGCCCAUCAACCAUGGAGACAAGAUAGUUGUGGAGGUUUUGUCAGAACCAUCAUUAGUUGCUGGAAUUGUGGAGUGGCACACCCUCACUCACAGUGCAGAUGCUGCCUCACGCCCUGUGGAUUCUGAUCAGGCAGGUGGACAGUGGGGUUUGUUUGACUGGAAGGAGCAGAUGCCCCACUCUGAAUCACUCAUAGAACAUCUGAGAGACUCACAGCACUUGGGAGACAGCAUAGACUCUGCAAUCAUUUCCCUGGGCCUUAUUGCCACCAUGAGCGGGAAAGACCUGUGGACAUACGUUCAAAAGGAACCACAUCUGUUUUCGGUGGGUGGACUGUUUUACAAGCAGGUUGAACGGGACCUGGGCCUGACCCCCAACAAACACUGCACUCUUCCUGCUUUGCCUGGAAAGGUGUUUAGAUACAAUGAUGUUGAGGACCGCCUGGAGCUGUGUCUAGAGCCUCAUGGCCAUUUCCCAGUGCAACCAGAAAUUGAGAAACUUGUGCGUAGUGGCAUGAUUCCUCAUGAUGUCCACUCAAGUGUUUCUGAUGAAGCAGGGCAAGGAAAGUUUGGCUCAAGUAGUGCUCUAGGCAGUGGCUGCAUCACACAUACCCAUGGAUCCCACAAAGCCUUUUCAGGCCAAGGUCACAGUCUGAGGUCAGCAGCAGUGAACGAGACUAGAAUGCCUGCAGACCUGCCUAUGACCAGUCACAAACAUGAGGCCAGGCGGCUACACAACUUCUGUGACCCAGCUCAUGCACAGGAGUCGAUAGAGGAGGUGCCAGAGGUUGACAACUCUGACCUGAAGGAGGAACUGGCUUGCGGGGCUGAGCCUGGGAAGGCCCAGGAGAUGUACCUUCGCAAAGGACCGGGGUUCAGUGUCUUGAAACCACAGUCAGUACCAGAGGCUUCAACAGAUGCUUUGCUGCAACUUACGCGGCAAAUUAAAGAAGCUAUUGGCAGUGAUACUGACACAGAGAUCAUGGAAUGUGUGAUGGAGCAAGCUAAUGAGGAGCAAGCUGAACACAGAGCACCACUGGCAUGGCCUCACAGCUCUGCAGGGGAGAGCACAACAGAAGAUGGUACUGAGAAAAGCAAAGAAACAGAGGAGAACAGAGCCGAUGAUUCAGCAACGCUAGUUCCUGACAGUGACCAGAAAUCCACCCAAGAGAUUAUCAAGACUGUAAGGGGGGCCAGAACAUGGAGUACAUGGAUGGGGUGGCAGAACAAGGCAGUGAUAUACUGGCUUCAUCCUUGUCUCACAAGGCACCACAACAGACACCUGCUGUACCCUUGCUUCAGGAUGUAGUAGGCAGUGACACAGACAGGGCUGCAGAGGCCAGAGAUAAAGAGGAGAGAGACGUUGAUGGCUCAGUGAAGGUGAAGACAAUAAGUAAAAAACAGGAUGAGCAGAGUGCUGAUGAGAUGGAUACAACAUGAAAGUGAGGUCAUUUAUGGAGUCUUGACCUUGACAUCGCAGUUUUUGCAUUUUCCUUCUUUCUCUCUUUGUGGACAUACAAUGCAUGGAGGUACAACUCAUGCACUGCCUUGAAGCUAGGCUACCUGUGAUAAGGACUGCUCAGCUGGAAGAGAAAUCAAGCCUUCAGUUGCCCUUCUGUAUCUUGAAGAUUAAGAAAGUCUAAGACAGUGUGCAUGAGAAAGAAAGAGAGAGAGAGAUUGUGGUUAGGCUGGCAGUCAUCAGAAAUGUGUUUACUAAUACACAUGCUCAAUGCUUUGUUUCUUUGGUUCAACACACAUCAUUAAUUCAGUUAAUUGGUUAGAUCAGCUGUGCUUUUUUGUGUGAGAAGCCCUCACAAAAGACAUGCUUUUCUUAUUCUACUUUCAUUCUUUUUCUUUUCUUCUUUAUACUUCAUUCACUCUAUCAUUAGAUGAUUUUUUGUUGUUGUAAAGUUCAGGGAUUUAGGGUUUUGCGGGUCAUUUAGUUUCAUCUCCCUCAAGCACAAAAGCAACUGUGAUGACAAUUCUCUGUGUUACUAAUGAUAAUAAUUACUGAUACAAGAAGUAAGGCAUAAUAAGUAGUGUGUGACCUGUGUCAUGUGCUUCUUUAAUAUGUUAGCACAUUUUUCAUACACCCUUGCAUUCACAUAAUUGUCUUCUGCAUCAUUGUUUGCUGGGUGUUUCAGACAUUGUUGGCGUUUCUGUCACUGUUGUAAUGUCCCUUCAGUUUCACCAGAAACAUACUCUUGAUAAUUGAAAAAAGUAAUCGAUUUUAAGAUGUCAGAUGGCUGAAGUUUGAGGCAUUGUCACUUACACUAUAUACUUACACUAAUUCCCCCCAUCACCCAGUAAAGGUAUUUGAUUAAAAGUUCACGGGACGUCCAUUUCUGAAGAUUCCAUUGUCGCAAACACAAUACACAGUCUUUCUUUGUUGUCGCUCCUCUUGAAGUUAGCUUCAGCGUACCAGUCCAUGUCAAACACAGGAGAUAAAAUAUUUUUUUUUAAAAAUGCUGGACAGAAAAAAAAUGCACUACUGACAACCAUUUAAAGACAUUAUAUUACUAUUCUCGUCCAAAAAUUCCAAAAAAUCAAACCUAAGGCAGACUCACAUCAAUAGGUUUUACAUGAAAAUUGUACACCUUUUAUCCAUCAGGUCAGGACUUUAAGUCUGAUAAGGACUUGAAUACAGUGCUGGAGAAAA
Pomacea canaliculata is the source of this 5361-nucleotide messenger RNA. Its product is annotated as deubiquitinating protein VCIP135-like. The transcript has 22 exons. The record is from RefSeq and is a predicted model, not a curated record. Lineage: Eukaryota; Metazoa; Mollusca; Gastropoda; Architaenioglossa; Ampullariidae. Gene Ontology annotation, biological process: Golgi reassembly; endoplasmic reticulum membrane fusion; protein ubiquitination. The coding region runs from base 172 to 4011 and encodes 1279 amino acids. Gene Ontology annotation, molecular function: cysteine-type deubiquitinase activity.